Messenger RNA from Gorilla gorilla gorilla (western lowland gorilla), 3346 nucleotides. It is a transcript of the gene C5AR2, whose product is annotated as complement C5a receptor 2. Gene Ontology annotation, biological process: inflammatory response; positive regulation of cytosolic calcium ion concentration; complement receptor mediated signaling pathway. Bases 805 to 1818 code for a protein of 337 amino acids. The transcript is spliced from 2 exons. The record is from RefSeq and is a predicted model, not a curated record. Gene Ontology annotation, cellular component: plasma membrane. Gene Ontology annotation, molecular function: G protein-coupled receptor activity; complement component C5a receptor activity. NCBI's taxonomy places the organism in Eukaryota, Metazoa, Chordata, Mammalia, Primates, Hominidae.
UUAUUAUCUUCUAAAAUACUGUGGAUUUUGGAUUUUGCUCAUUUCUUUCUUUCUUUUCCUAUUUUUUUUUUUAUUUUUUGAGACAGAGUCUCUCUCUGUCAUCCUGGCUGGAGUGCAGGGGUAUGAUCAAGCUCACUCAAUCUCCUGGGCUCAAAUGAUUCUCCCACUUCAGCCUUUUCGGCAGCUAGGAUCACAGGCACGCAUGACCAUGCCUGGCUAUGUUUUAAAAGUUUUCGUAGAGAUGGGGUCUCCCUAUGUUGCCCAGGCUGGUCUAGAACUCCUGACCUCAAGUGAUCUUCCCACCUUGGCCUCUCAAAUCGUUGGGAUUACAGGCCUGAACCACUGUGCCCAGCCCCAAUAUUCCAAUGUACUAGGGUUCUGGCAUUGUAAUAUUCUAGAAUUCCAAGAUGCCACUUCUAACAACACUAAGUUCUAGAAUUCCAAUUUUUUUUUUUUUUCUGAGAUGGAGUCUCACUCUGUCUCCCAGGCUGGAGUGCAGUGGUGUGAGCUCAGCUCACUGCCACCUCCACCUUCUGGGUUCAAGAAAUUCUCAGCCUCCCAAGUAGCUGGGAUUACAGGUGCCCACCACCACACCCAGCUAAUUUUUGUAUUUUUAGUAGAGACGGGGUUUCACCAUGUUGGCCUGUCUUGAAUUCCUGACCUCAAGUGAUCCACCUGUCUUGGCCUCCCAAAGUGUUGAGAUUACAGGUGUGAGCCACCACACCCGGCCUAGAAUUCCAAUAUUCUAAAGCACUGGAGUCCUUAUGACGCAAUACUCCAGUUUGCAAGACACCAGGAGCCUGAAUGGGGAACGAUUCUGUCAGCUACGAGUAUGGGGAUUACAGCGACCUCUUGGACCGCCCUGUGGACUGCCUGGAUGGCGCCUGCCUGGCCAUCGACCCGCUGCGCGUGGCCCCGCUCCCACUGUAUGCUGCCAUCUUCCUGGUGGGGGUGCCGGGCAAUGCCAUGGUGGCCUGGGUGGCUGGGAAGGUGGCCCGCCGGAGGGUGGGUGCCACCUGGUUGCUCCACCUGGCCGUGGCGGAUUUGCUGUGCUGUUUGUCUCUGCCCAUCCUGGCAGUGCCCAUUGCCCGUGGAGGCCACUGGCCGUAUGGUGCAGUGGGCUGUCGGGCGCUGCCCUCCAUCAUCCUGCUGACCAUGUAUGCCAGCGUCCUGCUCCUGGCAGCUCUCAGUGCCGACCUCUGCUUCCUGGCUCUCCGGCCUGCCUGGUGGUCUACGGUUCAGCAGGCGUGCGGGGUGCAGGUGGCCUGUGGGGCAGCCUGGACACUGGCCUUGCUGCUCACCGUGCCCUCCGCCAUCUACCGCCGGCUGCACCAGGAGCACUUCCCAGCCCGGCUGCAGUGUGUGGUGGACUACGGCGGCUCCUCCAGCACCGAGAAUGCAGUGACUGCCGUCCGGUUUCUUUUUGGCUUCCUGGGGCCCCUGGUGGCCGUGGCCAGCUGCCACAGCGCCCUCCUGUGCAGGGCAGCCCGACACUGCUGGCCGCUGGGCACAGCCAUUGUGGUGGGGUUUUUUGUCUGCUGGGCACCCUACCACCUGCUGGGGCUGGUGCUCACUGUGGCGGCCCCGAACUCCGCACUCCUGGCCAGGGCCCUGCGGGCUGAACCCCUCAUCGUGGGCCUUGCCCUCGCUCACAGCUGCCUCAAUCCCAUGCUCUUCCUGUAUUUUGGGAGGGCUCAACUCCGCCGGUCACUGCCAGCUGCCUGUCACUGGGCCCUGAGGGAGUCCCAGGGCCGGGAUGAAAGUGUGGACAGCAAGAAAUCCACCAGCCAUGACCUGGUCUCGGAGAUGGAGGUGUAGGCUGGAGAGACACUGUGGGUGUGUAUCUUCUUAUCUCAUUUCACAAGACUGGCUUCAGGCAUAGCUGGAUCCAGGAGCUCAAUGAUUUCUUCAUUUUAUUCCUUCCUUCAUUCAACAGAUAUCCAUCACGCACUUGCUAUGUGCAAGGCCUUUUUAGGCACUGGAGAUAUAGCAGUGACCAAAACAGACACAAAUCCUGCCCUCAGGGAGCUGAUAUUCUAGUGGAGGAAGACAGACUAUAAACAAAGAUAUAUAGGGCCAUUUGCCGUGGCUCACACCUGUAAUUCCAGCGCUUUGGGAGGCUGAGGCAGGUAGAUCACUUGAGGUCAGGACUUCAAGACCAGCCUGGCCAAUAUGGUGAAACCCUGUCUCUACUAAAAAUACAAAAAUUAGCCGGGCAUGGUGGCGCAUGCCUGUAGUCCCAGCUACUUGGGAGGCUGAGGCAGAAGAAUCGUUUUGAACCCGGGAGGCAGAGGUGGCAGUGAGCCAAGAUCGAGCCCCUGCACUCCAGCCUGGGUGACAGAGUGAGACUCUGUCUCAAAAAAUAAAAAAAAUAAAAGAUUUUAUUUAUAUAUUUAUUUUUUUGAGAUGGAGUCUCACUCUGUCGCCCAGGCUGGAGUGCAGUGGCACAAUCUCGGCUCACUGCAAGCUCCGCCUCCUGAGUUCACGCCAUUCUCCUGCCUCAGCCUCCUGAGUAGCUGGGACUACAGGCGCCCGCCACCAUGCCCAGCUAAAUUUUUGUAUUUUUAGUAGAGAAGGGGUUUCACCUUGUUAGCCAGGAUGGUCUUGAUCUCCUGACCUGGUGAUCCACCCACCUCAGCCUCCCAAAGUGUUGGGAUUACAGGCGUGAGCCACCGCACCUGGCCGAAAGAUUUUGAUAGGAUCCCUCUGGUUGCUGGUGGAGGUGAGAGUAUGGUGUAGGGGCAGUGAAGAUCCCAGAGAGGAGGCUACUGCAAUGGUCCAAGCAGGAGGUGAUAGCGAUUUGGAUCAGGGUAACAGAGCCGAGGUGGUGAGAGGCUGACAGGUCAUGCAUCUAUUUUGAAGGAAAGGCCAAGUCCAGGCUCCUUAGCUCGGCAUUCAAGGCUUCUCUCCACCACUGGACACACUUACUCUCUAGCUUCUCAGACCCUGUAGCAAUCAGAAUCAUGACCCCCCGUGAUGUCCACAUCUUAAUCCCCUGAACCUGUGAACAGGUGACCUUCCAUGGCAAAAGGGACUUUGCAGGUGAGAUUAAGUAAAGGAUCUUGAGAAGGGGUGGUUAUCCUGGAUUGUCUGGGUGGGCUCAAUGGAGUCACAAGGGUCCUUUUAAGAGGGAGGCAGGAGGGUCAGGGUCAGUCGCAGGAGGUGACAACGGAAGCAGAUGUCAUAGUGACGUGAGGAGGUGCCAAGAAAUGCAGGCAGCUUCCGGAAGCUGAAACAGACAAGGAAACAGAUUCUCUCUGAAGCUCCCAGAAGGAACACAGACCUCCUGACACUUUUAGACCUCUGAUCCGCAGACCUUUAAGAAAAUACAUUUGUAUUGUUUUAA